UCGCAUCCAAUGGUAUUCGAAAGAACAGUCUACACGCAUUAAGAUGUUACCACUCGUGCUCGUAGGUUUUGCUCUGUUGCAGCUGUCCUCGCAGCAGGAAGUCCCAGGUGUACUGCAGGAAAGAAGCCAACAAGCAGGGCUACGUUCCAAUUUUUCCAGUAACGAGGAAACAUGCGAUGGAACGCGGUAUUUUUCAACAUGUGGCGGCUGUAAUUUAGUAAAAGUGUGCUUAGGUGAAAACAUGGAUUGGCAUUACUGUCAGGAUAUGAGUCUGGACAAGCCUUAUUGCAACAACGGAGAAUGCUCGACGACUCCCGAAUUCAUCGAGAAUUGUCCAUAUAUUUUCAAAUACUGUAUUGGAUCUGGAUACUAUCCAGAUCCCUACAGCUGCGACAUCUACCAUUUCUGCGAGGAAAAAGACACCGCGUCAUCCGUAUACAAAUGUCCGAAAAAUUACGUAUUCAACCCGGAAACAAACCUAUGUAAACGCCAACUGCAGGAAAGCGACUGCAUGAAAGUGGAGUGUUCACCGGGAGUAACAUUUUCCGCUUACGGAACCAGCAAACGAUUCUUCGGAUACUGUAGAUACAGCUCUGGACCAUAUCCAUACGAAAAGGAGAUCCACAGGUGUCCCGAGGGAACGGAAUUCACCGGGAAGAAAUGCGCCUUCCAGUGCCCUGCCGAAGGAAGGUUCGCCAACACCUCGAACGAGAGAGGCUACUACGAAUGCUACUACUCGGAUGAUGAAGAAUUGGUGGCCGUCUCCCAAAUGUGUCCAGCUGACAAAGUAUAUAGUGCGGAACUGUCCACGUGUAUUCAACAAGUUACAACUACGCCCGCAACAACUACUGGUUUGUGAUAUGGGAAAUGAUGCUAUCACUGAAACAUUAUACAUGGAAUGAUUUUAUGAUGAAUAUAAUCCACAACUACUAGGUCCAAAAAGUAAAAAAAAGUCGAAAGUAAUUCAUACCAGACAUUUAUUAUCGUUAACUUAAGCAGCAGCAAACAAAUAAAGAAGACACUAAUUUGAUUUAUCCUUCUGCGCCA
This is a messenger RNA of Aedes albopictus (Asian tiger mosquito), 1047 nucleotides long. RefSeq lists its product as uncharacterized. Lineage: Eukaryota; Metazoa; Arthropoda; Insecta; Diptera; Culicidae. The transcript is spliced from 2 exons. The record is from RefSeq and is a predicted model, not a curated record. Gene Ontology annotation, cellular component: extracellular region. The coding region runs from base 44 to 859 and encodes 271 amino acids. Gene Ontology annotation, molecular function: chitin binding.